ACGAAAAUAAUAUAAAAAAAUAAAAAAUUUGAGAAAGAAAUGUCAUAUAAGUUUCAUUUAUGGAAUUAGUUGUAUAUUCUAAAGUUUAAAAAAUAAAUAUUACGUCAGAGACUUAUCUUGCUGAUACAUCCUAUAUUAAUGAGGAGUGAGUGGAAGCGUCUAUAGUCCAAAAAUUCUCGGUAAAGCAACAUCGCAAUUUUUUUCUUUCAUAAUCUGUUUUUUUCUCAAUCACACGAUGGAAUCCUGGGCAAUGAUCUUGGCCUUCAUGGCAGUAGUACUCAGUAUUUAUUACUACAUCUUCAAGGACUUAAACUACAUCAAAAAAAUUGGCUUACCAUAUUUGGAAUCAUGGCCAUUAUUUGGAAACAUGGGACAAGUAAUUUUCCGUCAGAAAACGAUGAUUGAUAUAACUAUAAUUGCUUACAAUCUGCAUCCAAAAGCCAAAUACGUUGGUUUCUUCGAUAUGAGUAAUCCGGUUUUACUUAUUCGUGAUCCUGAAUUGAUCAAAAUGAUCGCAGUGAAGAGUUUCGAUAAUUUCAUGGAUCACAGAGGUUUCGUCGACGAUAUUCAGGAUCCUCUCUUCGGAAAGAAUUUAUUUUCCUUAAGAGGCGACCGAUGGAGAGAAACUAGAACAAUGUUGAGUCCGGCGUUUACUUUAAGCAAACUAAAAGGUAUGUUCAAAUUAAUUAACGAAUGCGGAGCAGAUUUUACAGAUUUUCUAUCAAAAAUGCCAAAGGAUAAAAAAACUAUAGAAAUGAAGGACGUCUUCACGAGAUAUACCAAUGACGUAAUAGCUACAUGUGCAUUUGGCAUCAAUAUGAAUUCGAUGAAAAACCCACAGAACGAAUUCUAUGUUCUCGCAAGAGACGCAACAAACUUUGAGGGUAUUAAAUCUCUAAAAUUCUUCCUUAUUCGAUCUUUUCCAAAUAUUGUAAAAUUAUUCAACAUCAAGCUUAUAUCCGAUAAAAUCGGUCAUUUCUUCGAGACCGUUGUCCAGGAGGUAAUCAACACUAGAGAUCAAAACAAUAUUGUACGAGCAGACAUGAUACAACUGAUGAUGGAAGCUAGAAACAAAAAAGCUGAAAUCGGACAAGAAUUAAGUAUGAUGGACAUAGUAGCUCAAGCGUUUAUCUUUUUCUUUGGUGGCUUCGACACCGUCUCCACGGCUAUGUGCUUUACUUGUCACGAAAUUGGUGUCAAUCCGGAUAUACAAAAGAGACUUCAGCAAGAGAUCGACGAAGUCAUCGAAAAGACCAAUGGAAACCUAAUUUAUGACGUUAUCAACAACAUGCAAUAUUUAGACGCCGUGAUAAGCGAGUCCCUACGAAGAUAUCCGAUUGCCAUCUUUCUUGACAGAGUGUGCAACGAGAAUUUCGAACUGCCACCAAGUUUACCUGGAAACAAACCCUUUCUCUUAAAAAAAGGCAUGAAUGUUUGGUUCCCAGUUUGUGCAUUCCAUCUGGAUUCGAAAUAUUUCGAAGAUCCGUAUAAAUUCGAUCCCGAAAGAUUCAUGAAACAUGGGAAAGAGAUCAACAAUUCCGGCGUCUACUUAUCUUUCGGUUUAGGACCUAGAAUGUGUAUUGCUAAUAGAUUCGCUUUAAUGAAGAUGAAAGUUUUAGUAUUUAAUUUAUUGGCAAGGUAUUAUCUUAAGCCUUCUACCAAAACUCAAAAUCCAUUCCGUUUUUCCAAGAGAGGAAUCAAUUUGACCGCCGGAAAAGGUUUUAAAAUUGGUUUACCGUAUAUACAAGCAUGGCCGAUAUUGGGCAGCAUGGGUUCAGCAUUUUUACGAAGAAAAACGGCAGCCGAUGUAACUAUUGACGCUUACAAUUUCUAUCCGGAAGCCAAAUAUAUCGGUUUCUUCGAUUUCAACAAUCCAGUAGUGAUCGUACGUGAUCCUGAAUUGAUAAAAAUGAUCGCUAUAAAGAAUUUUGAUUAUUUCACGGAUCAUCGAUCCUUCGUAGACGGCGAACAUGAUCCGCUCUUUGCGAAGGCAUUAUUUUCCUUGCGAGGUAACGAAUGGAGAGAAACUAGAACUAUGCUAAGUCCUGCAUUUACGUUAAGCAAGCUUAAAGGUAUGCUCAAAUUGAUGAACGAAUGCGGAGCGGAUUUUACGGAUUAUAUAUAUAAAAUGCCAAAAGAUAAAAGAACUAUAGAAAUGAAGGACGUAUUCGCGAGAUAUACCAAUGAUGUAAUAGCCACGUGCGCCUUUGGCAUCAGUAUUAAUUCUAUGAGAGAUCGUGACAAUGAUUUUUACGUUCUUGGUGGAAAGGCAACCAAAUUCGACAGUAUUAAAACACUUAAAUUCAUAAUCAUGCGAGGUUUUCCAACGAUUUCGAAAUUAUUAAAAAUUAGGCUAAUACCCGAUAAGAUUAGCAAUUUCUUCAAAAACGUCGUCAAGGAGGUAAUCAAUACUAGAGAUAAAAAUAAUAUUGUAAGAGCGGACAUGAUACAAUUAAUGAUGGAAGCUAGAAAUAAGAAAGCUGAAAUGGGACAAGAAUUAAUUUUGAUGGAUAUAGUAUCUCAGGCGUUCAGCUUCUUCUUCGGUGGCUUUGAUAGCGUCUCCACGGCCAUGUGUUUCACAUGUCACGAAAUUGGCGUCAAUUCGAAUAUACAAAAGAGAUUACAGAGAGAGAUCGAUGAAGUUAUUGAAAGGACUAAUGGUGAUUUAACAUAUGACGUAAUUAACAGCAUGCAAUAUCUAGACGCCGUGAUAAACGAAUCCCUAAGGAGAUAUCCAAUUGCUGUAAUCAUUGACAGAUUGAGUGUCGAUAAUUUCGAACUACCACCAAGUUUACCUGAAAGUAAACCCUUACUACUGAAAAAAGGCAUGAAUAUAUGGUUCCCAGUUUAUGGACUUCAUCAUGAUCCGAAAUAUUUCGAGGAUCCGUACAAAUUCGAUCCCGAAAGAUUCAUGGAACGCGGAAAGGAGAUUAUCAAUUCCGGUGUUUACUUGCCCUUCGGAUUGGGACCUAGAAUAUGCAUUGGUAAUAGAUUCGCUUUAUUGGAAAUGAAAGUCUUGAUAUUCCAUUUGUUGGCAAGAUGUAAUCUGGUGCCCUGUUCAAAAACUCAGAAUCCAUUACGUUUAUCCAAAAAAGGAAUUAGCAUGUCGGCAGAAAAUGGAUUUUGGAUGAAUUUUGAAAACAGAAACGACGUUCAUCCUGCCCUUAAGAAUUUUCUAUCCAAUAACGUUACUGAUAGUACUGAUGGUAGUACUGAAACCGAAGCGUUCACCAAUGGCGUUGCUAAUGAUUUUACUGGGUAUAUUAACGAGUGUUCACGAGAAGGAACGUCAGUCUGUUACUAUCUCUCACAAGUGAAACGUGUCCGAUACUUCCCCACUGAUUUAUUUUUUAACGACGGGUAUUCUAUUUUAAUCGAACUCACGAUGGAAGCCUGGGCGAUGAUCUUAGCCUUUGUGAUAGUAAUAUUAAGCAUUUAUUAUUACGUCUUCAAGGACUUGAGCUAUUUCAAAAAAAUUGGUUUACCAUAUAUAGAACCAUGGCCACUAUUGGGAAACAUGGGUUUAGCAUUUUUACGUAAAAAAACGAUGGCCGAUUUAACGAUAGAUAUGUACAAUAUAAAUCGGGAAGCAAAAUACGUUGGUUUCUUCGAUAUGGGCAAUCCAAUAAUUGUAAUACGUGACCCGGAAUUGAUCAAAAUGAUUGCAGUAAAGAAUUUUGAUAAUUUCCCGGAUCAUCGAUCUUUCGUCGAUGAGGUAUCGGAUCCACUUUUUGGAAAGAAUUUAUUUUCCUUGAAAGGUAACCGAUGGAGGGAGACCAGAACGAUGUUGAGUCCAGCUUUUACAUUGAGCAAGCUUAAAGGUAUGUUCAAGCUGAUGAACGAAUGCGGAGCAGAUUUUACGGAUUAUUUAUCCAAGAUGCCAAAAGAAGAGAAAAGGAUAGAAAUGAAGGAUGUAUUUACGAGAUAUACUAAUGAUGUAAUAGCCACGUGCGCCUUUGGCAUUAGUAUUAAUUCUAUGAAAGAUCGGAACAAUGACUUUUACGUUCUCGGUAGAAAGGCAACCAACUUCGAUGGUAUUAAAACAUUGAAAUUCUUCCUGAUACGUAGUUUUCCAACGAUCACGAAAUUAUUCAACAUCAAGCUCAUACCCGAUACUGUAGCUAAUUUCUUCAAGGAUGUUGUCGAGGAGGUUAUCAACACUCGAGAUCGUAAUAAGAUCGUAAGAUCGGACGUGAUACAAUUGAUGAUGGAAGCUAGAAACAAGAAAGUCGAAAUGGGACAAGAUCUACCACUUAUGGAUAUAGUAGCUCAGGCGUUCAUAUUCUUUUUUGGUGGUUUUGAUAGCGUCUCCACGGCCAUGUGCUUCACCUGUCAUGAAAUUUGUGUCAAUCCUGACAUACAGAAAAGGAUACAGGCAGAGAUCGACGAGGCCAUUGAAAAGACUGAUGGAAAUCUAACUUAUGAGGUUAUCAACAACAUGCAAUAUCUAGAUGCCGUGAUAAGCGAAUCCUUACGAAGAUAUCCGAUUGUUGUUUUCCUCGACAGAGUUUGCACCGAGAGUUACGAGUUACCACCAAGUUUACCGAAUAGCAAACCAUUCCUCUUGAAAAAAGGUACGAAUGUAUGGUUCCCAAUUUAUGGACUCCAUCACGAUUCGCAAUAUUUCGAGGAUCCAUAUAAAUUCGAUCCCGAAAGAUUCAUGGAACAUGGAAAGGAAAUUAACAAUUCCAAUGUCUACUUACCCUUCGGAUUGGGACCUAGAAUGUGCAUUGGUAAUAGAUUCGCUCUACUCGAGAUGAAAGUUUUGAUAUUCCAUUUGUUGGCAAGAUGUAAUCUAAAGCCUUUCUCGAAAACCCAAAAUCCAUUGCAAUUAUCAAGGAAAGGAAUCAGCAUGACCGCUGAAAAUGGUUUUUGGAUAGAAUUGGAGAGAAGAAAUGAUAUUCAUCCUCUCCUUGAAAAUUCUUUAUCUAAUAGUACUCCCGACAAUAAUACUACUACGAAUAAAACUGAGAUACACACUAACGGCGUUGCUAAUGGUCAUACGAUUAAAGCUUAAGGUGUGAACAAAUAAUAAUUAAAAUAAUUGUAUCAUUAUAUAUUCAUCUAAAUUUUAAUGUAUCCAUGUAUAUAUAUGUAUAUGUGUAUGUGUGUGUGUGUACAUAUUUAAAUGAGUUACGUUUAUGUACGUCCAAUUAAAUAUGUUUAAAAGUGAAUAUAAAAUGCAACUUUUAUUGAUUAGAUUAAUACUAUUGAUUAGACUUAAACGUAUAAUUCUCAGUUUUAAUUAUUAUAUAUUCAAAAGCUUUCAAAUACAUACAUACUUUACUUUCUUGUAAAUGAACCUUGUCUUAACUGUAUGAAUUAUAUUAACGAAUUAAAUAGAAAUAUUUCAAAUGUUUUCUUUCACUCUA
Vespa velutina is the source of this 5372-nucleotide messenger RNA. RefSeq lists its product as uncharacterized. Bases 236 to 5017 code for a protein of 1593 amino acids. The record is from RefSeq and is a predicted model, not a curated record. The transcript has 3 exons. Lineage: Eukaryota; Metazoa; Arthropoda; Insecta; Hymenoptera; Vespidae. Gene Ontology annotation, molecular function: heme binding; oxidoreductase activity, acting on paired donors, with incorporation or reduction of molecular oxygen; monooxygenase activity.